Molecule: messenger RNA, 1047 nt
Organism: Dujonia railenensis
Lineage: Eukaryota; Fungi; Ascomycota; Pichiomycetes; Serinales; Debaryomycetaceae
Source: the annotation of a GenBank genome assembly
AUGAGACCUAUUAAGUUGAUGGGACAUGAACGUUCCCUUACCCAAGUGAAAUUUAACCGUGAAGGUGACUUGAUUUUCUCAGUUGCCAAGGAUAACGCUGCAUCUAUCUGGUACUCAUCCAACGGUGAGAGAUUAGGUACUUUAGAGGGCCAUCGUGGUACCAUCUGGUCCAUUGCUGUCGACUUGGAAACCAAGCUCUGCGCCACUGGUAGUGCUGAUUUAAGUAUCAAAUUGUGGGAUGUUUCCACAGGAGAAUGUGUGUACACUUUCGAUAUGCCUACCCCAGUCAGAAGAGUCGAAUUCUCUCCAGACAACAAGAAAUUGUUAGCAGUUACAGAUCAAGUUAUGGGACAAAUUGGUACCAUUACCAUCUUUGACAUCAACUACGAAGAUGUCUACAACCAAAACGCUGAGCCAUCAUUAGUUAUAACUACCAGAGAAGACGCAAAGAAGGUUUCCGUUGCCGCCUGGACUGCCAACGGGAAGUAUAUCAUUGCUGGCCAUGAAGAUGGUUACAUUUCCAAAUAUGAUGGUACCACCGGUGCAUUUAUAGAGACCGUACAAGCACAUGGUAUUCACAACACGGAAACCAAUUUGCUUGUCACAGACAUACAGUUAGCACCAGAAGAUCAGUCAUACUUCAUUACCGCUUGCAAGGAUAAGUGUUCUGUUUUGAUUGACGUAGAAACUUUCCAAAUAUUGAAGGUUUACAAGACUGAUGCCCCAAUGAACACUGCCGCUAUUACUUCCAAGAAGGACUUUGUUAUUCUUGGAGGUGGUCAAGAAGCCAGAAAUGUUACCACCACUGCCGAAUCUCAAGGUAAAUUCGAAGCCAGAUUUUACCACAAGAUUUUUAUUGAUGAAAUCGGUAGAGUUAAGGGACAUUUCGGUCCAUUGAAUACCAUUGCCGCUCACCCUGACGGAACUGCUUAUGCAUCUGGAGGAGAAGAUGGUUAUAUUAGAUUACAUCACUUUGACAAGAGUUAUUUUGAUUUCGAAUACGAUGCUGAAAGAACUGAAAGAGCCAUUGCUAGCGGUGCCACCUAA